This is a messenger RNA of Vicia faba (fava bean), 3549 nucleotides long. The record is from the annotation of a GenBank genome assembly. Lineage: Eukaryota; Viridiplantae; Streptophyta; Magnoliopsida; Fabales; Fabaceae.
AUGAAACCCCUCUACAGCACCAACACUCUCUUACUCCUCCUUGCUCUAUUCCUUCUCCACUUAGGACCAUCCCACUCUUCAACUUCAGCCUCUCAACUUCUCUACUUCAAACAAUCUCUCCCUAACCCAUCCCUCCUCCAUGACUGGCUCCCUUCCAGAAACCCAUGCUCCUUCACUGGCAUCACCUGCAACCAAACCACCGUUACUUCCAUAGACCUCACCUCCAUCCCUCUCAGCACAAAUCUCACCGUCGUCGCCACCUACCUUCUCACCCUCGACCACCUCCAAAUCCUCACCUUGAAAUCCUCCAACAUCACUUCCUCUCCCAUUUCCCUCUCCCACACCAAGUGCACUUCCUCACUCACCUCCCUAGAUCUAUCACAAAACACUAUCUCCUCCUCUUUCUCCAACUUUUCCUUUCUCUCAUCAUGCUCCGCUCUUAAAUCUCUUAACCUCUCCAACAACCUGCUCGCCUUCGAUUCUCCCAAAUGGACUCUCCCUUCGUCUCUCCGCUUUCUCGACGUUUCCAACAACAAGAUUUCCGGCCCUGGAUUCUUCCCUUGGAUCCUUAACCAUGACUUAGAGUUUUUAUCUCUCAGAGGAAACAAAGUCACCGGCGAAACCGACUUCUCCGGUUACAAAACUCUCAAGUAUCUAGAUAUUUCCUCUAAUAAUUUCACUGUCUCUAUACCUUCCUUCGGUGACUGUUCAUCUCUCACACACCUCGAUAUCUCUGCAAAUAAAUACUUCGGCGACAUUACCAGAACUCUCUCCCCUUGCAAAAACCUCCUCCAUCUCAACCUCUCCGGCAACCAGUUCACCGGCGCCGUUCCUUCUCUUCCUUCUGGCUCCCUACAGUUCCUCUACCUUGCUGAAAACCACUUCGCCGGAAUAAUCCCGCCGCGUCUGGCUGACCUCUGCUCAACUCUCAUCGAACUCGAUCUCUCUUCCAACAACCUCACCGGUCCAGUCCCACGCGAGUUCGGCGCGUGCAGUUUGUUGAAGUCUUUCGACAUAUCGAGCAACAAGUUCGCCGGUGAACUUCCGAUGGAGAUUCUAACUGAGAUGAGUGGUUUGAAAGAACUGACCGUGUCGUUUAACGAAUUUUCUGGUCUACUUCCCGAGUCGCUGUCAAAGUUAACGGGUUUGGAAUCGUUAGAUCUGAGUUCGAAUAACUUCAGCGGAACGAUUCCGAGGUGGCUUUGCGGAGAAGAAUGGGGGAAUAAUUUGAAGGGACUUUACCUGCAAAAUAACGUGUUCACGGGUUUUAUUCCUCCAACGCUGAGUAACUGUUCUAACCUCGUUGCUCUUGAUUUCAGUUUCAAUUACCUCACGGGAACCAUUCCUCCGAGUUUAGGUUCGCUUUCGAAGCUUCGCGACUUAAUCAUGUGGUUGAAUCAGCUUCACGGGGAGAUUCCUCAAGAGCUUCGAGAUAUGGCGAGUCUUGAGAAUUUGAUUCUUGAUUUUAAUGAGUUGAGUGGAACCAUUCCUUCGGGGCUGGUGAAUUGCACUAAGCUGAAUUGGAUCUCGCUGUCGAAUAACAGGCUUACCGGGGAGAUUCCUUCGUGGAUUGGGAAGCUUUCGAAUCUUGCUAUAUUGAAACUGAGUAAUAACUCGUUCUCUGGGAGGAUUCCGCCGGAGUUGGGAGAUUGCCCUAGCUUGAUAUGGUUGGAUCUGAAUACAAAUUUUCUUACUGGACCGAUACCUCCUGAGUUGGCGAAGCAAUCGGGGAAAGUUGUGGUUAAUUUCAUCAGUGGGAAGACAUAUGUUUACAUUAAGAAUGAUGGUAGUAAAGAGUGUCAUGGAGCUGGGAGCUUGCUGGAAUUUGCAGGGAUUAAUCAGGAACAAUUGGGGAGAAUUUCAACAAGGAACCCUUGCAAUUUCACUAGGGUUUAUGGAGGUAAGCUUCAGCCUACGUUUACGCUUAAUGGCUCGAUGAUCUUUUUGGAUGUUUCACACAACAUGUUGUCUGGUACUAUUCCUAAGGAAAUUGGUGAAAUGGUAUUUCUCUAUGUUUUGCAUUUGAGUCAUAAUAACCUAUCUGGUAGCAUUCCUCAAGAGCUUGGUAGGAUGAAGAAUCUCAAUAUUCUUGAUCUUUCUUACAAUAAGUUGCAAGAUCAAAUUCCACAAACCUUAACAAGGCUUUCAUUGCUCACUGAGAUUGACUUCUCCAACAAUUGUCUCUCUGGAACGAUUCCGGAAUCUGGUCAAUUUGACACGUUUCCGGUUGGUAAGUUCCUGAACAACUCUGGUCUCUGCGGUGUUCCUCUUCCACCGUGUGGGGCGGACUUGGGAGGGGGUGCAGGUUCGCAGCAUAAGUCUCAUAGGAGACAGGCGUCUCUUGCAGGGAGUGUGGCAAUGGGAUUGCUUUUCUCUCUUUUCUGUGUUUUCGGUUUGAUCAUUAUUGCUAUUGAGACAAGAAAGAGGAGGAAGAAAAAAGAGGCAGCUAUUGAUGGCUACAUUGAAAAUUCUCAUUCUGGCAAUGCCAAUAAUUCUGGCUGGAAAUUGACCAGUGCCCGCGAAGCUCUCAGUAUUAACCUCGCAACGUUUGAAAAGCCACUUCGAAAGCUCACUUUCGCAGAUCUUCUAGCAGCAACCAAUGGCUUUCACAAUGACAGUCUCAUUGGUUCAGGUGGUUUCGGCGAUGUGUAUAAAGCUCAGUUGAAAGACGGAAGUGUUGUGGCCAUCAAGAAGCUGAUACAUGUAAGUGGACAAGGGGACAGAGAAUUCACAGCUGAAAUGGAAACCAUUGGGAAAAUUAAGCACAGAAACCUUGUUCCUCUUCUGGGAUACUGCAAGGUUGGAGAGGAAAGACUGUUGGUUUAUGAGUACAUGAAAUAUGGAAGUCUAGAAGAUGUCCUGCACGACCCGAAGAAAGCUGGGAUCAAGAUGAAUUGGUCAGUGAGGAGGAAGAUUGCAAUUGGAGCUGCAAGAGGGUUGGCUUUUCUCCACCAUAACUGUAUUCCACAUAUCAUUCACAGAGACAUGAAAUCCAGCAAUGUCUUGCUCGAUGAAAAUUUGGAAGCCAGGGUCUCUGAUUUUGGUAUGGCUAGGCUUAUGAGUGCUAUGGACACACAUUUGAGUGUAAGCACAUUGGCGGGCACGCCGGGUUAUGUUCCUCCAGAAUACUAUCAAAGCUUUAGAUGCUCCACUAAAGGCGACGUUUAUAGUUAUGGUGUAGUUUUGCUGGAGUUGCUGACGGGGAAAAGACCAACCGAUUCAGCUGAUUUUGGCGAUAACAAUCUUGUCGGAUGGGUUAAACAACAUGCCAAACUCAAAAUAAGUGAUGUCUUUGAUAAAGAGCUUAUGAAAGAAGACCCCAAUUUGGAGAUCGAGCUUUUGCAGCAUUUAAAGGUAGCUUGUGCUUGUUUGGACGAUAGACCUUGGAGGAGACCUACAAUGAUUCAAGUCAUGGCAAUGUUCAAGGAAAUACAAGCAGGUUCAGGAAUGGAUUCUCAGUCUACUAUAGCCGCUGAAGACGAAGGUUUCAACGCCAUCGAAAUGGUUGAAAUGAGCAUAAAAGAAGUCCCUGAAUCAAACAAGCAUUAA